AUGACUAGCGAAUUCCUGGCGGAGCUGCAUUGGGAGGAUGGGUUCGCCAUCCCGGUGGCGAAUGAGGAGAACAAGAUACUGGAAGAUCAGGCACUGACCCUGCAAUUAGAAAGACUAACUUUGGAAUGUAAUCAGAGAAGAAAAGUACUUGACCAUGAACUUACAGAGACUCUAAGUGCACAGUUGGAAUUGGAUAAAGCAGCACAAGAUUUUCGUAAGAUUCAUAAUGAAAGACAAGAACUCAUUAAACAGUGGGAGAACACAAUAGAACAGAUGCGGAAGAGGGAUCAAGACAUAGAUAACUGUGCCUUGGCAUUAGCAAGGAUAAAGCAGGAAACAAGAGAAAAAGAAAGUUUGGUUAAGGAAAAGAUCAAGUUUUUGGAAAGUGAGAUUGGGAAUAACACAGAGUAUGAGAAAAGAAUCUCUGCUGCUGAUCGUAAACUUUUAAAAUGUAGGACGGAAUAUCAGCACCACGAAACUAAUAGAAGUCAACUGAAGGAUGAGCUGGAUUCUUUAAAAGCCACCGUGAAUAGAACUUCCAGUGAUUUAGAAGCUCUGAGGACAAAUAUUUCUAAAAUAAAGAAGGACAUUAAUGAAGAAACAGCAAGGUUACAGCAAAUUAAAAAUCAUAAUGAGAUCAUUAAAAAAAACUUAAAGCACAUAACUGAGAAAACCAUGUCUGUAGAAGAGAAAGCUACCAAUUUGGAAGAUAUGCUAAAGGAGGAGGAAAAAAGUGUAAAGGAAGUGGAAGUUCAAUUGAACAUAGUGAAAGAUGUGCUAUUUAAGAAAGUUCAGGAGUUACAGACUGAGACAAUGAAAGAAAAAGCUGUUGUAUCAGAAAUCGAAGGGACCCGUUCCUCUCUAAAGCAUCUCAACCAUCAGUUACAUAGACUGGAUUUUGAAACCUUGAAGCAGCAGGAAAUUAUGUACAGUCAGGAUUUUUACAUUCAACAAGUGGAACGGAGAAUGUCACGGUUAAAAGGAGAAAUUAAUUCAGAAGAAAAACAAGCCCUUGAAGCAAAAAUUGUUGAACUUAAGAAGUCAUUGGAAGAGAAAAAAUCUACAUUUGGCCUUUUGGAAACACAGAUCAAGAAGCUUCAUAAUGAUCUUUACUUUAUCAAGAAGUCAAACAGUAAAAAUUGUGAUGAAAAACAGUGCCUUAUGACCAAAAUAAAUGAACUAAACCUUUUCACUGAUAGAUCAGAGAAAGAACUUAAUAAAGCCAGAGCUUUUAAGCAGGAUUUGAUGAUAGAGGACAAUCUUUUAAAACUUCAAGUUAAGCGUACUCGAGAAAUGCUUCACAAUAAGGCAGAAGAAGUUCUUUCCCUGGAAAAAAGAAAACAGCAGAUAUACACAGCUAUGGAAGAGCGAACUGAAGAAAUUAAGGUUCAUAAAACAAUGCUUGCAUCACAAAUAAGAUAUAUUGACCAAGAACGGCAAAACAUAAG
This is a messenger RNA of Galeopterus variegatus (Sunda flying lemur), 1448 nucleotides long. Its product is annotated as coiled-coil domain-containing protein 39-like. The annotation marks the transcript as partial. Gene Ontology annotation, cellular component: axoneme. The record is from RefSeq and is a predicted model, not a curated record. Gene Ontology annotation, biological process: cilium movement; cilium-dependent cell motility; inner dynein arm assembly. The transcript is spliced from 10 exons. NCBI's taxonomy places the organism in Eukaryota, Metazoa, Chordata, Mammalia, Dermoptera, Cynocephalidae.